AUGACCGGAUGCGAGGUUUUGGAUUUACAAGAUAAGAAAUGGAGAUUCGUGACUACUAGGCCUCUUGAUCAUCAUCACAUCUUAACAAACCAGAGGCCCGCCUUUGCAAACGGAUCAUUCUACUGGCUUACGGGAGACGACGAGGAAGGAUAUCCAUCCACACAAACGAAACUCAUUCUUUUCGAUAUUCAUACAGAGAUGUUUCAACUCGUCCCAACUCCACCUUUUAUUACCCUUGAUGCCUCUCCUGAGACCAUCGGUUUAUGCAAUCUCGAUGGACGUCUCUGCAUUUCUGAGUUGAAAGGAGAUGACUGUAAGCAAGAAUUUUGGUGGAGUGUUAAGGACAACACAAAAUGGGAGAAGAUCUUCACGGUUGACUUGCGUUCUACUUCCACUUGGUUUCGCGGUAUCACUUCGCAACCUCUCACACCUUUGGCCAUUUCAAGGGAUAACAAUAAGGUCAUCCUCUCUCUUCGUGAUCAAGAUAACCUCGUUGCUUUCGAUCUUGAUCCCGACUCUGCAAUUUAUCAUCUGUAUUUCUCUGGUUACUAUGGUUUAGCUGUUCCUUAUUUUCCAAAAUGCCUAAGGAUGCAAAUGGCUUUGUUGGGGUUAGAAGUUAACUCACAUAAUAUGGCAUUAAAUGGGUGGAUGUUUCAAGUGUUUCCAAGUUACUACUUGAAAUAUUUUUUGCCUUUGAUUAGCAAUGUGUAUGAUUGGCGAAGAAUGGAGCUAAAUUGUUUAUCCAUGGUGGUUGUUCGUCCACUCCAUUUCAUACCAAGUAAACAAGAUUACCUUUUUUGUUCGAGGCUGAAUUUUCUUCACGCUCAAACGUGCAAAGUCUACCGUUACUCUAACAAACCUACUGACUGGAAAUAA
Molecule: messenger RNA, 876 nt
Organism: Arabis nemorensis
Lineage: Eukaryota; Viridiplantae; Streptophyta; Magnoliopsida; Brassicales; Brassicaceae
Source: the annotation of a GenBank genome assembly